This is a messenger RNA of Triticum dicoccoides, 2250 nucleotides long. RefSeq lists its product as uncharacterized. The transcript is spliced from 14 exons. NCBI's taxonomy places the organism in Eukaryota, Viridiplantae, Streptophyta, Magnoliopsida, Poales, Poaceae. The record is from RefSeq and is a predicted model, not a curated record. The coding region runs from base 190 to 1992 and encodes 600 amino acids.
GACCGUGGCCCCCAGAAAACGAGACCACGGACUCCUUUCACACGCCGCUCUAGAAAAUCCACCGCCACAGCCGCCGGGCGGACGUCUUCUCCGCCUCUCACGCUCGUCGCCGCCCCCUCUAACGCAUCGCCUGUCUGCUGUCUCCACCUCGUCCGCAUCCUUGGACACUGGUUUCUCAGUGUUAGGAAUAUGCUGAAAAUUAAGAGAGCUGGUGAUGAUCUAACAGAAAGCUCCAAAAAGAACAAGAGAAUCUGCACUGACGGAGCAGAGACACUUGAUCUGUUGACUUCAGGUGAAUUACAUCCGGAUGGCAGUUCGGAAGAACCGAUUGAUAGCUUUAGUGAUUCUGGUCAAAGUGUCUGGAGUGAGCUCAGUAAAGAAGUCACCUCAAAAAUUUCUAGAACUGUUGUCUCCCUUGCUUUGUCUGAUGGACAUUCGGUGUUAUUUGCAUGCUCGGGCAUAGCCUUGCAAUGUGGGAUGCAAGCCACAAGGUUUCUGACUUCAGCAAGUUUGAUUAAAGCUUUCAAUGAUAAAAAAAGAGAAGGCCAUGAUAGCUUGAAAAUUGAAGUGUGUCGCAACGGUGAUGUUGCCAGAGGGUUAUUGGGAUACUAUGAUUUGGAUCAGGGGAUUGCUCUUGUCUACAUAGUGUUCGUCACCCUUGGUGUUCAUCCAGUGGGUCUUGAUCAUCAGGUGGAAUUGCUUCCCAGUAUGAAAGUACUAGCUGUCGCGCGUGCCAAUUCUGACACAUUAAUGGCCACAAGUGGGAUAUUACCUAAUGAUUCAAGUGGAUCUGAAGAUGGCAAACAGCUUAUGCUUUCCACUUGUAAAAUCUCUGAGGCUUGGGAAGGUGGGCCACUUUUUGAUUGUGAUGGGAACCUUUUUGGCAUGAACCUUUCUUUGGUUGCGGAAAGAACUUCCUUCGUGCCAAGGAGUACAAUUAUCAAAUGGUUGGAGAAAUUUAAGCCAAAAAGGGAAGUUGAGAGGUUCAGUUCCCACAAGGAUAUGAAAAUACAGAGGCCAGUGCAGCCCAUGCCAUAUUGCACCUAUGCAAGAGACAGAUCUGGUGAUCUAGACUCCUUGGGUUAUCCAAAGCCAUCAAAAACCAUUGUCAGUGAGGGCUUGGUUUUGGUUAAUACCUUCGAAGAGACUUUUGGUGACAUAUAUGAUUCUGGUAAAGGUAUCUGGAGCCAACUCACAGAAAUGGGUUCUCAUAGUUUACCUCGACGAGUUGUCGCACUCGCUUCAUUCAGCGGAGAAAGGAGGUUUUUCGCAUGCACAGGCUUAUUUAUUGAAUGGAAUGGAUGCACCCCCAUUCUGACUUCAGCGAGUUUGGUUAGUGAUCCUAAAGAUGGAAACAAGAUUGCUGAAAAGUUGAAGAUUGAAGUUUUGCUUCCAAACAAUAAAUGCAAAGAAGGGGAAUUGCGAUAUUGUAAUUUACACUACAAUGUUGCUCUUGUCGUUGUCAAGGAUUUCUGCUGUCUUCGUCCAGUUAGAAUUCAUGAAGAUUGGUGGAAUCCUCUAAUUCUGGAAGAUUCCAAUGUAGUAGCUGUGGGGCGCUGCUUCAAAUCUGGCAGGUUAAUGGCUGCACAUGGGAGACUAACUGACUGGUCAGGCGUGCUUGACUACAGAGAUCUUAGGUACUCCAGUUGUAAGAUCACUAAGGCUGGGAUUGGUGGGCCUCUGAUUGACUUUAAAGGGAGAUUUGUUGGCAUGAACUUCUAUGAUAAGAAAAUAGGAACCCCGUUCUUGUUCAGGGAUUGUAUUAUUCGAGUGCUGGCACAUUUUAAGGAAAAUGGGACUGUUGAAGUUGGCAGCGGUAAACCAAUCAGGUGGCCGGUGCCCAUACCGUGUUGGCGUCAUCCGGACGAUGAGCUCAAAGAUUCGCUCCCACUUGGCCACGGGGAAAAAUCUGGGAGGUAUGGAUUCACAUAUGUGGAUGGAGACAGGGUUGACAACCAUAGAUCUCGUCAUGCCCUUGAUCUGCUCCGUUGAAUUUGCGCUCUCCAUGUGUUGAACCUGUUUGUUUGAGCUGUUAGAAGUUAUCUCUCAUCAAGCCAUAUCUCAAUGUUUGGACCAAUAUUAUGGUGUUCCAUUUAUGAGAGUGAAUAUACUUCAUCUAGAGCUCUGGUGGUGUUUGCUAGUUUCUGUGGUAGCUGAACAUUUUAUGCGUCCUCGGGCAGCAUUUGCACGGGAAAGCAAACGGAGUGUAGUAAUUGUUCAUUUGUACUGUCAUUGUUGAAAUUUCUACAU